AUGGCUCCCCUGGCCGCGGUCGGGGGCGGCCUGGGCGGCCUGGAGGCCCUGGGCCCGCAGCAGGUGGGCGCGCACUUCCUGCUGCCCCCGGCCGGGGAGCGGCCGCCGCUGCUGGGCGCGCGGCGGGGCGCGGGCGCGGGCGCGGCGGAGCGGGGCGCGCGGGGCGCGGGCGCGGCGGAGCUGGCGCACCUGCACGGCGUCCUGCGCCGCCGCCAGCUCUACUGCCGCACCGGCUUCCACCUGCAGAUCCUGCCCGACGGCAGCGUGCGCGGCACGCGGCGCGACCACAGCCUCUUCGGAAUUCUAGAAUUCAUCAGCGUGGCAGUGGGACUGGUCAGUAUUAGAGGCGUGGACAGCGGUCUUUACCUUGGAAUGAAUGACAAAGGAGAACUCUAUGGCUCAGAGACACUGACUUCUGAAUGCAUCUUCAGGGAGCAAUUUGAAGAGAACUGGUAUAAUACGUAUUCGUCCAAUAUAUAUAAACAUGGAGAUACUGGCCGCAGGUACUUUGUGGCACUCAACAAAGAUGGGACUGCAAGAGAUGGUGCCAGAUCCAAAAGACAUCAAAAAUUUACUCAUUUCUUACCAAGACCGGUAGAUCCCGAAAGAGUUCCAGAAUUGUACAAAGACCUACUGAUGUACACUUGA
Molecule: messenger RNA, 648 nt
Organism: Perognathus longimembris pacificus (Pacific pocket mouse)
Lineage: Eukaryota; Metazoa; Chordata; Mammalia; Rodentia; Heteromyidae
Gene: Fgf20
Product: fibroblast growth factor 20
Exons: 3
Coding region: 1-648 (215 amino acids)
Biological process (GO): positive regulation of gene expression; fibroblast growth factor receptor signaling pathway; regulation of cell migration
Cellular component (GO): cytoplasm
Molecular function (GO): fibroblast growth factor receptor binding; growth factor activity
Source: RefSeq, a predicted model, not a curated record